This is a messenger RNA of Arabidopsis thaliana (thale cress), 1008 nucleotides long. RefSeq names its product Galactose oxidase/kelch repeat superfamily protein. The record is from RefSeq and is marked reviewed. The transcript has a single exon. Bases 1 to 1008 code for a protein of 335 amino acids. Lineage: Eukaryota; Viridiplantae; Streptophyta; Magnoliopsida; Brassicales; Brassicaceae.
AUGAAUGAAUCAUCAGAGUCUCCUCCUCCUUCUCGUACGUUUUCUUCGUUACCAUACGACAUCAUACUCAAUUGUUUGGCUCGUGUCUCGAGAUACCAUUACCCAACUCUAUCUCUCGUCUCCAAGGAGUUCCAAUCUCUCAUCGCCUCCCGUGAGCUCUACGCUACACGAUCCCGCAUCGGAAAAACCGAGAGGUUCCUCUAUAUCUGCUUAAACCUGACUAAGAGCAACCCUAAGUAUCGCUGGUUCACACUUCCCCCAGUUCCCAACGAACAAAAACUACUACCCGUCCCUUUGUUUACUUAUCAUCUCAAUUCCUCAACCGUCUCCUCAACUGAUUCAGAGAUUUACAUAAUCGGAGGCCUCGUUUGGGGAAAUAGAAGCAAGAAAGCGUCCAUUUUUGACUGUCGAUCUCAUCAAACGCGUAGACUCCCAAAAAUGCGUUUUCCUCGAGCUUCUGCUGCCGCUCAUGUCAUUGACGGUAAGAUCUAUGUUAUUGGAGGCGGCGAGAUUCGGGGAGAGGUUUAUGACCCAACGACCCAAACUUGGCUCACAACACCAGUAGAUCACACCACUGAAGAGUGUCAAAAAGUUUAUGACAAGCAUGGCGUGAAUAUUUGCUUUGUAGAGAUAGACAACUUGCUGUGCCAAACAUUUGUAUUCAACGGGAAGCUAUAUUGGCGUCAUCCAAGGGGAGAUGAUUUUGGCUGGGCUAGGGUUAAGGGAGUGGAACAGGAACUCUUCCGUAAUCAUCUUUCUUAUGUGGACAAAUCCGGCGGAGGAAGAAGAGUGACAGUGUGGUGGAAGUCUGUGGUGGUGUUUGGCUGUCAAGGUCUUGGCUAUUCUACGGAAUUUGAUACAGAGAUUUGGUGUGCAGAGAUUUCGUUUGAGAGACGCGGUUUAAAAGAGCUUUGGGGAUUUGUAGAAUGGUCUAGAAAAGUGUUCACAUGUAAGGGAUGUGAUUCUCCUACGGAUUUUGUUAUGGAUUCUGUCCUUGUGACAUAUUGA